CCAAGAUUGGCGCAGGCGCAGUAGGAGGCAAGGACGCUCCCUCAGAUCCUAUCUCACGAUGCUAUUUGGAAAAUUUGCACAGCCAUUACAGAGCUUAAAGAAAUUUCCAUGCUUCUGUCACAACAGACACUUCUGGGGGUGGUUGAAUGCGGUGUUUAACAAAGUAGAUUAUGAACGAAUAAAGGCUGUUGGUCCAGACAGGGCAGCAUCUGAAUGGCUCUUGCGUUGUGGAGCAUUGGUACAAUACCAUGGUCAAGAAAAAUGGCAGAAGGACUACAAUCAUCUUCCAACUGGUCCUUUAAACAAAUACAAGAUAAAAGCAAUUGAUGCCACUGACUCUUGUAUCAUGAACAUUGGAUUUGACUACCUGGAGGGCCUAGAACAUGUGGAAGAAAUAAAACUGUGCAAAUGUCAUUAUAUUGAAGAUGAUUGUUUGCAGAGGCUUAGUCAAUUAAAAAACCUACAGAAAAGCAUUUUACAGAUGGAAAUCAUUUCCUGUGGGAAUGUCACAGAAAGGGGUAUUAUUGCAUUGCAUCACCUAAGAAACCUUCAGUAUUUACUGUUACAAGACCUUCCGGGAAUAACAAACCUAGAACCUGUUAGUCAAAUCUUUCGGCGUUCAUUACCUUCUCUGCAAUUAAAAAUUGACCUGAAGUAAAAAAAACCCCAAACACAUUAAUAGUAGUGUUCACUUCAGCAGUUCAUUUGUAAUCAAUGAAUAGGUUGAACAAAAGCAUAUAAGGACUUGUAUCUUUUGAAAUUGCUGCUUCUAAGAGAGUAGAAUUCACAAGUUAGACACAAGACAUUAAUAGAAGUCCAUUGAUUCAUUUUUUGAACUUUUAGCGGGGCAAAAGGGAUGCCAAGUCUGUUGUAUGCAGAAAUUCAAAACAGUAAGGUUAUCGAUUAGUAAGUAAGAAUUUAUGUAUAUAAAAUUAUAUUAUUCAAGAAAAGUGCAGAGCAUCACUUGCAUGCUAAUAUAUUUCUCAAAGAAGAUAUAAAAUUAUUCACAAUGCUAUUAAAAUAUAGCUGCUCCUUAUUUUGCAUUUCAAUCAUUUGAAUUUCAUUGUAACAACUUAUUGAAUUUGACAUAAAUUCCACACUUAGAGGAUUUUGAAGCAGUACUGUAAAGUUCUCCAAGCAAUUGAACAAUGUACAGUCUGCUGUUUUUCUUAGCGUGCCUUUCAUAUCACAUGCAUCAAAUCAUUCUCAUCCCAGUCUUCUGUAUGGGGUUUUUCUUGCUAUACUGGCUUCUGCCCUUUGUUCCACCCACACUUUUAGAUUAUGAAUAAUCACCUAUUUAUUGUAAACAGGAUUUUCUUUAAGAAAUAUGUAGGUGAGUAGCCAAACAUCCAAAUAGCUCAAAAUAAAUAAAAAGAUAAGUAUCAUGAAGAUUAAAGAUGGUAAGAGUAACAUUCUAUUAGGAUUUCUGUCAAUAUAGAAUUACAUUUAUAUGUAGGAAAUUUUAAUAUGUUGAUUAGAAAUCUUUUGCUCUUGGCUACUCUUCCCUUUUGAUCUGAGCUGCUAAUUAGGAUGCCAUUAGGCCCAAACAAUUCAGUAAUAGAUCUAGAAAACAAGAGUGAAGAAUGAUUACCUAUACUAAGCAAAUGAAAAUGUUUUUUAAACAAGUAAUUAACUUGAGUGUUUUGUUGUAAUUUGCUUGGAGUGCCUAAUUCUGUAUUUAGUUAGAAUGUUAGUUUUAUUUAACUUGUGUAGUAUCUUUUUUUUGCACUGUAUAUAUAUAUGAAACACUUUAAAACUAUAGACUUUUUUAUUAGCCUUGCUUUAAAAGUAAAUAUGAUUCAAGAGAAAAACUGGAGAAAUGUGUUCUAGCAGUGUUAAAAAAAACUUUUGGAUUAAAUAUUAAUUGAUCAUAGUC
Trichosurus vulpecula (common brushtail) is the source of this 1876-nucleotide messenger RNA. RefSeq names its product distal membrane arm assembly complex 2 like (gene DMAC2L). The coding region runs from base 59 to 658 and encodes 199 amino acids. The record is from RefSeq and is a predicted model, not a curated record. The transcript has 5 exons. NCBI's taxonomy places the organism in Eukaryota, Metazoa, Chordata, Mammalia, Diprotodontia, Phalangeridae.